AUGUCAAAAAACCUCGGUUUGUCCAAGCAUUUAGGGCCUUCGGGGGACCCGAAGUCUGUAAAGUCCCCAAUGGCUCAUGAAAGCCAAGACGACACAUCACCGGCCGACCUUGGCUUGGGCGUCAACACAGUGGAGGAACAACUCGAACAGCUGACUCAACUAGUCCAGACGCUAACUGCACGCAUAGCUAGCGAAGAAGACUCUAGAGAGCUUUUAAGAGCCCAACUUGAUGAAGCAUACGCGCAACUGGCAGAUGCCCGAACUGAGCAUCUGGCCUCUCCGUAUGAGGGGUGUCGUUAUCAGCCACCUGGAUCCACAUGGCUCGAGCCAAGUCAUGAACAACUCACGAAGGUUACACGCACAGCUGAAGAGCUGCAAUAUUUGCUGGAAGAAGAGCGCGCAAGGAACGCGGAGAUGCGCAUGCAGUAUGAGAGACAGCUCAAGCUCAUUCGGAACGGAAUCCAAAAGGAAAAGCGCGAUUUGAAACAAACGCUAGUACAACAGGUCGAUUUCAUAAUACGCAAGUACAGAAACCUUGCAACAGAGGCUGUGGAAACGGCGCGUCAGGAGCGUCAAAAAGUGCAAACCGAGCGAAUAAAGGCCCGCGAACUCGCAGAGACAGCAUGCAGAAACUUUGAAAAAGAUUUGAAAGAAAGAACAAAGAAGGCUCUCGAAGAAUAUCGCCAGUUGGCGCAGGAAGCCCAUAAAGCAGCGCAAAAUGAGCGCGAGGAGCUCCGGACUAAGUGUGCAAACCUCGAAAAGGCAAUGAUAAGCAAACGCCAACAAUUUGAUGCUCUUGUUGUCCGGGAGGCAGAGAAGAGAAUACAGUGCUAUAGGCUCAGCCACCAGGCUAUGAAGGAACAGCUCGAGCGAGAAAGGAAGCAUUUUGGAAUAAUGAUGGGUGAAAUUGCACAGCGGGUUGAAAAAGAGUGCAGCGACUACGACGCCGCAAUGUUGAAGGCAGUCGCAGUAUUCUGCAAGACGAAGGGUUUAGAUGUAGAUGAGUCUACGCUGCGUCAGCAGCUUGGGGAUAUUCGGAUUCAGCGGCUAAAGGAAUCUGGCCACGAAUUGCGUGAGCCAGAACCUCGCCCACUGACAGUAAAAUACGGGUUUCAAGCAGUGACUCCUGGGGGUGCCAGUUGA
Molecule: messenger RNA, 1143 nt
Organism: Eimeria necatrix
Lineage: Eukaryota; Apicomplexa; Conoidasida; Eucoccidiorida; Eimeriidae
Exons: 10
Coding region: 1-1143 (380 amino acids)
Source: RefSeq, a predicted model, not a curated record